Molecule: messenger RNA, 570 nt
Organism: Peronospora matthiolae
Lineage: Eukaryota; Oomycota; Peronosporomycetes; Peronosporales; Peronosporaceae
Source: the annotation of a GenBank genome assembly
AUGGUUUCAGAACCCAAGCGAGUUGCUACUGCAGCAGCAAGAAAGGUGGCUGCACGCAGGCGUGCAACCGGCGACAGUACUUCUCACACCUCAGCAGCAGGUGAUUCGUCCUCUGCUUCUGGGAACAGUCCACGUGGUGAGUUAUCACGUGAGACAGGUACACCCGCUGCGUCUGCAGCGGGUACUGCGAAUCGUAGUCAAGAUGAUUUUGAAAUAGAGCUCAUCAAUUCUGGCGAGUCGGAUGAUGUAUCGGACUCGAAGGCGACACCUUACACCUCCGGAUCACCCGGAGCGGACACUGCAAGAGCCAGGUUGACUGGCUCUGGUCAACGUGGCGGCAUCAUGCUCGAGUUCUUCGGAAUCGAGCGAUUGCUCCGACGAAGCUCGCCUCACGCGAGUCCAUCCAACGAUAAAACGCGUGGUGAUGGUGGCGAUACGUCUGAGCAUCACUACGAGCGGAGUAUCUCGAGCGAUAGAGCUGCCACUAGUAUCAUUGCUCAUGCUGACACUAAUCAAGAGGCUAGAGAUCGAAGUGUUCUGCGCCACACUCCUCAAGUGGAGUCUCCUUGA